Molecule: messenger RNA, 1289 nt
Organism: Anolis carolinensis (green anole)
Lineage: Eukaryota; Metazoa; Chordata; Lepidosauria; Squamata; Anolidae
Exons: 2
Coding region: 1-1227 (408 amino acids)
Source: RefSeq, a predicted model, not a curated record
AUGGAGCUGGAGCUGAUAGCUGGAGCUCAUCGGCGCUCUCCCCGAGUUGGUUUUGAACUUUCAGAUUGCCUCACCACUAGCUACUUUCAGUGGGACACUGGAUUCUAUGAACAGAAGGAUGGAGUGGCCAUGGGGAGCCCUCUCAGCCCAGUAGUAGCAAAUUUCUAUAUGGAAUACUUUGAAAAACAGGCCCUAGAAACAGCACCAAAAAAGCCAACUGUUUGGUUCAGAUACGUAGAUGACACCUUCACAAUUUGGAGCCAUGGAGAGGAAGAACUCAGCAAGUUCCUGGACCAUCUUAACAGCAUCCACCCAAACAUCCAAUUCACCAUGGAAAAAGAAAAGGAAGGAAAACUGCCAUUUCUAGAUGUUCUGGUCAUCCGCAAACCCAAUCAACAAUUGGGCCACACAGUUUACAGAAAACCUACACAUACAGAUAGAUACCUUCAUAAAAACUCCAACCAUCACCCAAGUCAAAAAAGGAGCACAAUCAAAGCCCUGACAGACCGUGCACAAAGAAUCUGCGAACCUCACCUCCUCCAAGGUGAACUCAACCACCUAAACUGGGCUCUACAGGCCAAUGGAUACUCCACCACAGACAUCAGAAGAGCUGCAAGGCCAAGAACAAGCCAUGAGAGUCAAGACAAAGAUCCACCCAGAGGAAAGGUGUUCUUACCAUACAUCAAGGGAACUACUGACCGCAUAGGGAAGCUGAUGAAGAAGCACAACCUACAAACUAUCUACAGACCCACGAAGAAAAUCCAACAAAUGCUACGGUCAGCGAAGGACAAGAGGGAUCCUCUCUCUUCUGCAGGAGUCUACCGGAUACCAUGCAGCUGUGGACAAGUCUACAUAGGGACCACCAAACGCAGCGCCCAAACAAGAGUCAAAGAACAUGAAAGGCACUGCAGACUAAUUCAACCAGAGAAAUCAGCCAUAGCAGAGCAUUUGAUGAACCAGCCUGGACACAGAAUACUAUUUGAGAACACAAAAAUGCUGGACCAUUCUAACAACUAUCAUGUCAGACUACACAGAGAAGCCAUUGAAAUCCACAAGCAUGUGGACAACUUCAACAGAAAGGAAGAAACCAUGAAAAUGAACAAAAUCUGGCUACCAGUAUUACAAAACUCCAAAAUCAAAACAGUAGAUGGGAACCAACACAAUGAGGACUUGACUGAACAAAGGAUGCCCCCAGGCAAGGGACAAAACAUUUCCAGUGCCAAUUAGGGUGAUUAACUGAAACAUUAAUGCUGGCUCCCAGUGACAAAGAACUCUUGCCACACCUUGGA